GGAGCGAGAGCGAGACGCACACUUAAGGCUAUCCUACUGAACUGGGACAGGGGCUCACUUCUAAAAGGGUGACAGUGGCUGAAAGCCCAUUAAACAGCCUGGAAUGUGUCUCUUGGACGUGGAUACUUAACACUGUUAGCUUCUCUUGUGCCCCUCCUGACUGAUUUGCUUUCAGAGACUUUUUUUUCAAGGAGGUGGAUGUGCUGUUAACAGCAACAGAAGAAGAAACGAGGAACGAUCAUGUCAAUGUUGCCAACUUUUGGCUUCACCCAGGAACAAGUAGCUUGUGUUUGUGAAGUGCUGCAACAGGGGGGCAACAUUGAGCGUCUGGGCCGUUUCCUGUGGUCCUUACCAGCUUGCGAGCACCUUCACAAGAACGAGAGCGUGCUCAAGGCCAAAGCAGUGGUGGCUUUUCAUCGAGGUAACUUUCGCGAACUCUACAAGAUCUUAGAAAGCCAUCAGUUCUCACCUCACAACCACCCCAAACUGCAGCAGCUGUGGCUCAAGGCACACUACAUAGAGGCUGAGAAACUGCGCGGGCGCCCCCUUGGGGCUGUCGGGAAGUACCGCGUGCGCCGGAAGUUUCCGUUGCCGCGUUCCAUUUGGGAUGGAGAGGAGACAAGUUACUGCUUUAAGGAGAAGAGUCGCAGUGUCCUUCGCGAGUGGUACGCCCACAAUCCGUACCCGUCCCCCCGCGAAAAACGCGAGCUUGCUGAAGCCACAGGACUUACCACCACCCAGGUUAGCAACUGGUUUAAGAACCGGCGCCAAAGAGACCGGGCAGCUGAGGCCAAAGAAAGGGAGAACAACGAGAACUCCAACUCAAAUACUCAUAACUCAAUGACUUCCUCAAUUAAUGGGAGUAAAAACUCUUUAGGAAGCUCUGAUGAAGAUAAAACACCAUCUGGAACUCCAGAUCAUAAUGCACACAGCCCAACUCUGCUUCUCAGCUCUAACACAGGGCUACAACAUCUUCAUGGCCUCGUACAUCCUUCCGGUCCCAGUGCUAUUCCUGUUCCCAGCACCGAACCUUUACAUCACCACCAUCAUCACCAUCACCACCCGCUACAGGACUCCAUUCUUAACCCAAUGUCUACUAAUCUUGUUGAUAUUGGUUCAUAAGAUGAAAUGACAAUAUUUUUUGUUUGUAUUUUUAUAUGACAUUUAUGUGAUCUGCAACAUUCAUUG
Messenger RNA from Protopterus annectens (West African lungfish), 1188 nucleotides. It is a transcript of the gene SIX2, whose product is annotated as SIX homeobox 2. The transcript is spliced from 2 exons. Gene Ontology annotation, cellular component: nucleus; transcription regulator complex. Gene Ontology annotation, molecular function: RNA polymerase II cis-regulatory region sequence-specific DNA binding; DNA-binding transcription factor activity, RNA polymerase II-specific. Gene Ontology annotation, biological process: regulation of transcription by RNA polymerase II. Lineage: Eukaryota; Metazoa; Chordata; Ceratodontiformes; Protopteridae. The record is from RefSeq and is a predicted model, not a curated record. The coding region runs from base 241 to 1122 and encodes 293 amino acids.